Molecule: messenger RNA, 1085 nt
Organism: Didymella exigua CBS 183.55
Lineage: Eukaryota; Fungi; Ascomycota; Dothideomycetes; Pleosporales; Didymellaceae
Product: 40S ribosomal protein S4-B
Exons: 3
Coding region: 86-874 (262 amino acids)
Biological process (GO): translation
Cellular component (GO): ribosome; cytosolic small ribosomal subunit
Molecular function (GO): RNA binding; structural constituent of ribosome
Source: RefSeq, a predicted model, not a curated record
CUCGAAAAACCUCUGACGGCCAAAGAGCAACUUCCUUUCGACAGGAUCCCUCAUCGUCGACGACUAACCUCACACAACAGUCAAAAUGGCCCGUGGACCCAAGAAGCACCAGAAGCGCCUCAGCGCGCCCAAGCACUGGCUCUUGGACAAACUGUCCGGUGCCUACGCUCCCAAGGCCUCCGCUGGUCCUCACAAGACCCGCGACUCGCUGCCUUUAAUCAUCUUCCUCCGCAACCGCCUCAAGUACGCGCUCAACGGUAACGAGGUCAAGGCCAUCGUCAAGCAGCGCCUUAUCAAGGUUGAUGGCAAGGUCCGCACCGACAGCACCUUCCCCACCGGUCUCAUGGACGUCAUCUCCAUCGAGAAGACGGGCGAGAACUUCCGCCUGAUCUACGACACCAAGGGCCGUUUCACCGUCCACCGCAUCACUGCUGAGGAGGCACAAUACAAGCUCGGCAAGGUCAAGCGUGUCCAGCUUGGCAAGGGCGGCAUUCCCUACUUGGUUACGCACGAUGCGCGAACCAUCCGUUACCCCGACCCCGCCAUCAAGGUCAACGACACCGUCAAGGUUGACCUUGCUACCGGCAAGAUCGAGGACUUCAUCAAGUUCGACACUGGUGUCAUCGUCAUGGUCACCGGUGGUCGCAACAUGGGGCGUGUUGGUGUCAUUACCCACCGUGAGCGUCACGAUGGUGGCUUCAACAUUGUCCACUUGAAGGAUGCCGUUGACAACGAGUUCACCACUCGUGAGUCUAACGUUAUCGUCAUUGGACAGGAGAAGCCCUGGAUCUCCCUCCCCAAGGGCAAGGGUGUCAAGCUCUCCAUCGCUGAGGAGCGUGACCGCCGCAGGGCCUACGCCAUCGGUGGACAGUAAGUGUGUGCGAAGAUAGAAGCAGCAAGUUAGCAUACGAAGCUCAGACAUGACCGUAUGAUUAGCCUUGCGGGGUUAGGAUACCAAAAAGCCAGGCGUUUGGUCACUCGUGGAAAAGUCACGAGUCUGGGGUCAUUCUGCAUAUCAUACGAAUACCAAAUGAGAAUCAAAUGAACACUUCAGCUGCCUGCUUACAGAUUCGAUAAGAACCGAG